ACGAUGUACACACUCAGAGUCCUUGUCGCAUUCGCCACUUUGGCCAUCGCGUAUGGCAAGCCCAGCUUUGGACCUUUGGCCUACUCUGCUCCUCUCGCCAGCUACGCAUCCUACGUACCUUCCACCUACGCCUACACCGCUCCGGCCGUCGCCGCCCCAGCUGUAGCUCCUGUUCCAGCUGUGACCACCGCCGCCGUCGCCACCCCAGCUGUAGCUCCAGUUCCAGCUCUGACCACCGCCGCCGUCGCCACCCCAGCUGUAGCUCCAGUUCCAGCUCUGACCACCGCCGCCGUCGCUGCUCCAGCAUACCCCGUCCCUCUUACGUACUCCGCCUACGCUCCAGCUGCUUACCCCGUGUCAUCCUACGCUGCCUACUCAUACCCCAACUACUACAACGCCUACUCUACCUACGCCGGAUACUCUCCCCUGACCUACAGCAGCUACUGGAAUCCCGCCUCCGUCUACUACAAGAAGAAGUGA
This is a messenger RNA of Bombyx mandarina (wild silkworm), 480 nucleotides long. RefSeq lists its product as hypothetical. NCBI's taxonomy places the organism in Eukaryota, Metazoa, Arthropoda, Insecta, Lepidoptera, Bombycidae. The record is from RefSeq and is a predicted model, not a curated record.